AUAGUUGUCGUAUCUUUGUUGCACCAAAUAAUGAAGCCCGAGCAUUAUGGGUUGCCAAACUAUGGGAUGCAAAGAAGGCAAGUUUAAAAAAAAUGAUAAAAAUGCCUGUUAAAGAACCAUCAGCAGAGGAGUUGAACAACGAAACGGAAUUUUAUGAACGAAAUGGAUUUCGUGGUGGAAUCAAUGGGUUCCCUGACGCAGCAGGAAUCGUUAGUGGCGAAAAAAUUGACACUGCGACCACUAGCACAAAGAGAGUGAGGGCAUAUUGGGGAGUUGAUAGGCACCCAGAAUUGAUUAUAAAGGUGUUGAACGCUGUAGGAAAGCCAGACGAGAAUGAAGAGAUCUCAAAAUUAGAUGACCCCUCAGCGACAUCAUCGACUUUAACAUCAUCCUUACAUCCUGAAGAAAAAUUGUCUCAACGGCUUAUUCGCGGAGGAUCAAUCGACUCAUUAAUUCACGAACUCAUAUUUGAGACGCAAAAGGGGAAUCAAAAAGAUGGUGAUGAAUUCCUUCAUGCCUUUCUUCUCACAUAUCAACUCUAUACCGAACCCAGUCACAUAUUUCGUGAAUUAAAAAGAUGCACGAGCAUGCGAAUAGAAGAAGAUGAUCAACCAAAUAAGAUUGUCAAGAGAUUGAUAACUAUACUUAUUACAUGGUGUCAAAGUUAUGGGCGCGAUUUAUUACGUGAAGAUGUCUGGAAGGGUAUGAUCGAAAUUAUAGAAGAAGUAGUGAACAGUGAGAGUAUCACUGACGCAGAAAAUUUGAAAAAGCUAAUGCAAGAUACUCGUGAUGAAUUUAAGAAUGAAAACGAGGAGGAAUUUGCAGCGAAAUCGCCCCUGAAUUAUCCUGCAUCUUCGCCGCUUUCCUUGGAUCUCUCAAAUUUACUUGUCACAG
Acaulospora morrowiae is the source of this 894-nucleotide messenger RNA. The record is from the annotation of a GenBank genome assembly. NCBI's taxonomy places the organism in Eukaryota, Fungi, Glomeromycota, Glomeromycetes, Diversisporales, Acaulosporaceae.